This is a messenger RNA of Gastrolobium bilobum, 1054 nucleotides long. RefSeq names its product leucine-rich repeat protein 1-like. Bases 143 to 802 code for a protein of 219 amino acids. The record is from RefSeq and is a predicted model, not a curated record. Gene Ontology annotation, molecular function: protein binding. The transcript is spliced from 6 exons. NCBI's taxonomy places the organism in Eukaryota, Viridiplantae, Streptophyta, Magnoliopsida, Fabales, Fabaceae.
CCGAUACUCCUUUCUCUCUCUUAUAAGAUUCUUCUCCUCCUUCUCUCUCUCUCUCUCUCAGCUCAUCUUCUGCUUCUACUAUUGUAGCAUUGAGCGAACCCUAACAUUGCAGACAACGUGUUUGGCUGAAGCUCAGAUCGUCAUGAAAGCAGCACGAAUCAUCACUUCUCUCUUUGUUUCCCUAACCCUAACCCUAACCCUAACCCUGGUUCAGCUCGCACGUGCUAAUUCCGAAGGGGACGCUCUGUAUACCCUCAAGCGGAGCCUCUCCGACCCGGAUAACGUUCUCCAAAGCUGGGAUCCGACCCUUGUUAGCCCCUGUACUUGGUUCCAUGUCACCUGCAACCAGGACAACCGGGUCACUCGAGUGGAUCUGGGAAACUCUAACCUUUCUGGACAUUUGGUACCUGAACUUGGAAAGCUAGAGCAUCUGCAGUAUCUUGAGCUGUACAAAAACAACAUUCAAGGAACUAUUCCUCCAGAGCUUGGAAACCUGAAAAGUCUAGUUAGCUUGGACUUGUAUAACAACAACAUAUCGGGCACCAUCCCACCUUCAUUGGGGAAAUUGAAGAAUCUUGUCUUUUUACGACUAAAUGACAAUCGGCUAACUGGCCCAAUCCCCAAGGCACUAGCUGCUAUUUCAAGUCUUAAAGUAGUGGAUGUUUCCAACAAUGAUUUAUGUGGUACAAUUCCAACCUCUGGGCCAUUCGAGCACAUUCCAUUGAAUAACUUUGAGAAUAACCCUCGUUUGGAAGGUCCAGAGUUGUUGGGACUCGUUAGUUAUGACACAAACUGCUCGUGAAUAAUGUGAUGCUGUAGGAUCUCAAUCUGCGUUGAAUUAUAUAUAUGUAUUCUAAAAUUGAAGUGUAUUACCUCAUAGUGUAAUGGGCAGUGGUAAAUGUAAUCCAUCGUAUAUGUAAAUUUAUAUACUGAAAGGUAUUGGCAUUUGUAACAGUAUGGUGAUCUUCCAAUGAUGUUGAAGACAUGAAUAUCUGUUGAUGUAAUACUUGAAAAAAAUUUGACUUGGUCACUGAUAAAAUAUUUGUGACGCUUG